Messenger RNA from Fraxinus pennsylvanica, 3591 nucleotides. The record is from the annotation of a GenBank genome assembly. NCBI's taxonomy places the organism in Eukaryota, Viridiplantae, Streptophyta, Magnoliopsida, Lamiales, Oleaceae.
AUGGCGGCAGUACAGGUGGAGCAGCGGUUGUGGGACGGAGUUUUGGAGCUGACAAAGGCGGCUCAAGAGAAGGGCAUGGACCCUCUGAUGUGGGCCAUGCAACUUUCUUCAAACCUGACCGCCGCCGGAAUCUCCAUGCCCUCCACCGAGGUUGCGGAGCUUCUUGUAUCAUACAUUUGCUGGUCCAAUAAUGUCCCCAUCGCCUGGAAAUUCCUUGAAAAGGCCCUGACUAUCCGUAUAGUGCCACCUAUGUUUGUUAUUGCGCUUCUCUCCACUAGGGUAAUUGCCAAUCGCAGGAGGUAUCCGGUGGCAUAUAGGUUAUACAUGGAGCUUCUUAAGAGAUAUGCUUUUUCGUUGCCAUCUCUAACUAAUGGACCGAACUAUCAAAAGAUUAUGGAAUCCAUAAAUGUUGUCCUUCAUUAUUCCCAGAUAUUCGAAAUUCAGUCAUCCGAACCUGGGCUCCUUGUUGUUGAGUUUAUAUUUUCCAUUGUAUGGGAGCUACUUGAUGCAUCGCUUGAUGAUGAAGGUUUGCUAGAACUCACUUCUGAGAAGAAAUCUAGGUGGCUUACCAGGAGUCAAGACAUGGAAAUAGACAAUCUUGAUAGCUUUGAUGGGAAGAGAAUAGAACGCCAAGACGCUAUGCAUAAAAUGAAUACUAUAACGGCUCUUGAAAUAAUUGGUGAAUUUUUUCGGAAUAAAGUAACUUCCCGGAUACUCUAUUUGGCUCGUCGAAACAUGCCUGCGCAUUGGGAGUACUUUAUUCGGAAUUUGCGACUGCUUGCUUCUAAUUCGUCAUCUUUAAGAAACUCGAAACAUAUUUCUCCGGAGGCCCUCUUGCAGUUAACAGCUGAUACACGUCAACUCCUAUCUCGUAAAUGCAAAACAAGUUUACAGCAACAGUUUCAUGCUGUAACAACUGAAACUCCUGUGUCUUCCUCUGGGCAGUGUCAUGGUGUUGGCCGUUCGGCGCUCUGGCUUACUAUAGAUCUUUAUCUUGAAGACACAAUGGAUGGAUCACAAGUGGCAGCUACCAGUGCUGCUGAAACUCUUACAGGUUUAGUAAAGGCUCUCCAGGCAUUAAAUCAGACCACCUGGCAGGAUGCAUUUCUUGGUUUGUGGAUUGCUGCUCUACGUCUUGUUCAAAGGGAAAGGAAUUCAAGCGAAGGUCCAGUUCCUAGGCUUGAUACUUGUCUGUGCAUGUUAUUGUCUAUUACGACUCUUGCAGUUGUCAAUAUUAUUGAAGAGGACGAGAUUUCUUUGAUCAGUGAAGCUGAACGAAGUUCCAUUAGUCAAAGGAAAGAUGUACAGUCCGUGGGAAAGCGUCGGCAAGACCUAUUUUCCAGCUUGCAGCAGUUGGAUGAUUUUGAAGGCUUGCUGAUUCCACCACCUCCUGUAAGUUCAUUGGCUAAUCAAGCUGCUGCUAAAGCAAUGGUGUUCCUUUCAGGCCUAACAGUAAGCGGUGGACACCUUGAUGGCAUGAGUUUGAAUGACAUGCCUGUGAAUUGUUCUGGAAACCUGCGGCAUCUGAUUGUUGAGGCUUGCAUUGCUAGAAAUGUGUUGGAUACAUCAGCUUAUAUGUGGCCCGGAUAUGUAAAAGGUCGUUGCAACCAAGUUCCUCGAAGCGUUUCUGGACAGAUGCCUGGUUGGUCAUCAUUAAUGAAAGGGUCACCUUUAACUCCUCCAAUGGUCAGUGCCUUGGUAUCAACUCCGGCUUCUAGCUUGGCAGAAUUAGAGAAAAUGUAUGAGAUUGCCAUCACAGGUUCGGAUGAUGAGAAGAUGUCUGCUGCUACAAUAUUCUGCGGGGCUUCUCUAACUCGUGAAUACCUCUUAUUGGUGCGCAACUCCCAGUUAGCAUCAUACGAGAAUCCACUGAAGGAUAAAAAUAAAAUCAAAAGACCAUCAAGAUUUUCAAGUCCUUCGUCUAGAGAGCCAAUAUUCAUGGAUUCUUUUCCAAAGUUAAAGAGUUGGUACAGGCAGCAUCAAGAAUGUAUUGCUUCUAUCCUUUCUGGUCUGGUACCUGGAACCCCUGUUCACCAUAUUGUCGAGGCCCUCCUGAAUUUUAUGUUCAGAAAAAUAAAUAGGGGAGGUCAACCACUGACUCCUACAACUUCUGGAAGUAGCACUUCUUCUGUGUCUGGAGCUGACGAUUCCUGUCUACGUCUUAAAUUACCUGCUUGGGAUAUUCUUGAAGCUGUUCCCUUUGUGCUUGAUGCUUCCCUUACUGCCUGUGCACAUGGGAGAUUGUCACCCCGUGAACUGACUACUGGUCUCAAAGAUCUUGCUGAUUUUCUUCCUGCUUCCUUAGCAACAAUUGUAAGUUACUUCUCAGCAGAAGUGACUCGAGGUCUUUGGAAGCCAGCUUUCAUGAAUGGAACUGACUGGCCGAGUCCUGCUGCAAAUUUAUCCUGGGUUGAACAACAGAUAAACAAAAUCUUAGCUGCCACUGGUGUUGAUGUCCCAUGUCUUGCUCUAGGGGUAAAUUCUCCAGCGACUAUUCCAUUACCCCUGGCGGCCCUUGUUAGCCUCACAAUAACCUAUAAACUUGACAGAGUCACUGACCGUUUUCUAAACUUGGUCGGUCCAGCCUUGACUCACCUUGGCACAUGUUGCCCCUGGCCAUGCAUGUCAAUAAUAGCUGCCUUAUGGACUCAAAAGGUAAAGCGUUGGGGUGACUUCCUUGUCUUCUCUGCAGCCCGAACUGUGUUCCACCACAACACUGAUGCCGUGGUUCAACUCCUCAGAGUCUGCUUUUCAACAGCGCUUGGCCUCAAUUCGUCGGUUGCAAGCAAUGGUGGUGUAGGUGCUCUUUUAGGUCACGGCUUUGGCUCUCACUUCGAAGGUGGCAUUUCUGCGGUCGCCCCAGGAAUACUAUAUUUACGGGUUCAUCGAGCUGUUAGAAAUGUCAUGUUUAUGACAGAAGAAAUUGUCUCUCUUCUGCUGCACACUGUCAAAGAUAUUGCAACUCGUGGGUUGCCUGCGGAGAAAUUGGAGAAACUGAAGAAAACUAAAUUCAGUUCAAAAUAUGGUCAGGUUUCUCUUGCUUCUGCAAUGACCCAGGUGAAGGUUGCAGCUUCACUGGGGGCUUCUUUGGUUUGGAUGACUGGUGGAUUGAGCUUGGUUCAAUCUUUAAUUAAAGAGACACUGCCAUCAAGGUUUAUAUCAGUUCAUGGGUCGGAGCCCAAUGGCGAGGAUUCAGGAGGUAUGAUUGCAAUGCUUGGUGGUUACGCUCUCGCAUACUUCGCUGUUUUUUCGGGAAUAUUCGCCUGGGGAGUUGACAUGACACCAGCGGCAUCUAAACAUCGGCCUAAAGUUCUAGGGAAGCACUUUGAAUUCCUAGCAAGUACUCUAGAAGGAAAAAUAUCGCUUGGUUGUAACAAGGCUACCUGGAAGGCGUAUGUAACGGGAUUUGUGAGCUUGAUGGUUGGAUGCACGCCGAUGUGGAUGCUGGAGGUGGAUGUACAAGUUUUGAAGAGCGUUAGUAAAGGAUUAAAACAGUGGAAUGAGGAAGAACUUGCUGUGGCUCUCCUUGGAAUUAGUGGGAUCAAUGCAAUGGGUGCAGCUGCUGAAAUGAUUAUAGAAACUGGAUUUUGA